AUGGCAUACACGGAUGAUGCCGUUAAGGCAAAGCUCUCUACUCUGAAUGAGACCCAAGAAAGCAUCGUUACUGUCGCUCAAUGGGUCAUGCGACACGCUGAUCGAACUGCGCAAAUCUGGCUUCAAAAGCUUCGUGAUGCGCAACCCCCUAAGCGGCUGAGCCUUGUUUACCUCGCUAAUGAGGUCGCCCAACAAUCGAAAGCCCGAGGAAGGGGCGAAUUCCUGGAUGCUUUUGCGCCGAUUAUCGCAGAGGCCUCGGCCACGGCAUACAGAGGCUCCUCGGUGGAUAUCCAAGGGAAACUACGUCGGGUGAUUGAAGUAUGGAGGCAGCGCAAUGUGUUUGAUAUACCGGUACUCGAUGCGAUCGACGCUCGUGUGAACGACCCGAUUCCAGAUAUCGACAAGACGCGGUCUACGACCAAAAAGCAGCCUCUCGGGGGCUCCUUUUUCAAGGACGCUUCGAGCGGAUCUACUCCAGCCGAAAUUCAGCCGCUGGCCCCCUUGCAAGUCGCCCUUACCAAAGCCGCUAUGUCCUCGAAUACCUCGGCUAAGAUCGCCAACGCGGAGUUCGAAAAACUUCAGAACCCCGAAGACCAGCCACUUCCUCCUGUCCACGCAGCUCGCCUCAGCUCCUUGCUCAAGACCCUCGCCAAUGCCGAAAGCUCUGUGUCGGAAGUGAUCAAGUCGCGACGGGCCUUGAUCGACGGACUUGAGAAGCUUCUUGCGACGAACCGCACGGAGCUCGCAAAGGAAGAGACCUUGGCCACUGAGCUUACUGAGAAGAAGACACAAACGGAAUCCAAGAGGCGCGAUGUUGAAGAUGCAAUCGUUCGCGGGUUCACGGACGAGAGCGCCGGUGGUCAAAAUCAAGGCGGCGAUGGUGCAGAUUAUGCCCGGCCCGAGGUCGAAGCAUUGACUCCUCCUCCGGUGGAAGCUCUCACCCCGGUAGGGUCACCCAAACCGGAGCAGGCACAUGUACAGGCUAGCCAUGGUCCUUUCUCAGAAGAGCCAUCCGCCCCCUUGCCUGACGCCCUUGUCAUUCCCCACAUGGGCCAGCCUGACAAUGGAAUUUCCUUCCCAGAUCCAUCUGAUCUCUCACCUGGCGGCGGUAACGACUUUGAUCUCAGCAAUGGUGCGGCCAAGCGGCGUAAAGUAGCCCACGGUGAGGAGGAUUAUGCACAGUUCGCGAAUGAGGAUUUGGAUGCGGAUGUAGCAGAGCUGAUUGCACAGCAAGGGCAGCAAUGA
Molecule: messenger RNA, 1245 nt
Organism: Penicillium waksmanii
Lineage: Eukaryota; Fungi; Ascomycota; Eurotiomycetes; Eurotiales; Aspergillaceae
Product: CTD-interacting domain-containing protein
Exons: 5
Coding region: 1-1245 (414 amino acids)
Biological process (GO): mRNA 3'-end processing
Cellular component (GO): RNA polymerase II, holoenzyme
Molecular function (GO): RNA polymerase II C-terminal domain binding
Source: RefSeq, a predicted model, not a curated record